CGAAACGCACGAAACAUGUACUGCUGGUGCUGGAACCCUAAUUUUAGAAUUUGGUGUUCUCAAUCUUGUUGGAAACGUUAUAAAUAUUCAGACUGGUCAAUGGAUUCACACUGCUGCUAGCACUGGGGCUGGAAUUGAUUCAUUUUAUGAAUACUUACUAAAAGCUUAUGUGCUUUUUGGAGAAAGCGAAUAUUUACAUAUUUUUAAUGAAGCAUAUUCCGCAGUUCUCAGGCAUGUUCGUGACGAAACUGGAUAUUUAUAUAGGAAUGUGAAUAUAUUGAAUGGAGGACUGAUGUCUGCCUGGGUGGAUAGUUUAUCUGCUUAUUUUCCUGGCUUACAG
Messenger RNA from Racocetra fulgida, 340 nucleotides. NCBI's taxonomy places the organism in Eukaryota, Fungi, Glomeromycota, Glomeromycetes, Diversisporales, Gigasporaceae. The record is from the annotation of a GenBank genome assembly.